This is a messenger RNA of Medioppia subpectinata, 1008 nucleotides long. NCBI's taxonomy places the organism in Eukaryota, Metazoa, Arthropoda, Arachnida, Sarcoptiformes, Oppiidae. The record is from the annotation of a GenBank genome assembly.
GACUGGAAAGAAGUGAAGUGUUCGGCCGGAAAGGGCGGCGACGGUAUGAUCUGCUUCCUCAGGCUCUGGUGUAACCCAAUGGCCGGUCCCAGCGGUGGCGACGGCGGCAAUGGUGGGCACGUUAUACUCGAAGCCGAUCACCAAACCAAGUGUCUCUCCAAUGUGUCCACUCUUAUGAGGGCAGAGGCGGGAGAAAACGGUAUGUCUAAAGACAUGAGCGGCAAAAACGGUGAGCACACUGUCAUUAAAGUGCCGAUCGGGACACUCGUCAGAGACAAAGUGAGCCGUAAAUUGAUCGCCGAUCUGGACGUUAACGGCUCUAAGUUUAUCGCCGCCCGCGGAGGACAGGGAGGGAAAGGCAACCAUUAUUUCCUGAAUAACGCUAAUAGACAUCCAGGCGUUGCCGAAGUGGGUGCCAACGGAGAGGCCACGGCUUGGGUAUUGGAGUUGAAAACGAUGGCUCACUCGGGUUUAGUUGGUUUCCCGAAUAGCGGAAAGUCUACUCUAUUGAGAGCCAUAUCGAGAGCGAAACCAAAAGUGGCGAACUAUCCGUUCACUACAUUGAAUCCAAUGGUGGGAAUCGUUGAGUACGACGAUUACGAGCAGUUAGCUGUUGCGGAUCUGCCCGGCCUUAUACCUGGCGCUCAUCUCAACAAAGGUUUAGGCAUUUCCUUUUUAAGGCAUAUCGAGCGAUGUGUUUGCCUUUUCUAUGUCAUCGAUCUGUCUGUCGAACACCCCUUCGAACAGUUGACAUGUCUUAUGGCAGAACUCGAACACUACAAGAAAGGACUGUCCAAAAGGCCGCACACUAUAGUCGCCAAUAAGAUCGAUAGUCCCGGAGCUGAAGACAAACUAAAGCUAUUAAAAGAACACAUCGGAGAAACUGAAUUCCGUAUAAUCGCUAUUUCGGCCAAAUAUGGCACUAAUUUGACUGAAUUGUUGACAUAUUUUAGAGAAUUAUAUGAUUUGUAUAAUUAUGAUGAAAACGAUAACUGUAUGAUUUGGUAG